GUUACAAUGGUUUAUCUUCCCGCCUGUUGCGAUUCCACAACACCAACGCCAGCUUGAUCAGUCGCGUCUACAAUGCGCGUAGCUGUUUGCGAAACACUCAUAGUGCGGCUUUGCCGACGGACAAAUUCAGAGUGCUGUUUAUGGGUCGCGACGAGUUUUCUUGUCUAGUCCUCGAACAGCUAUAUCGCGCACGAGACGUUUGGACCGAACUUUUGGUCGUGACACAGCCUGACGUGAAGACGGGUCGACGCGGUUCGCAGCUCUCUGUUUCACCGCUCAAAAUUCUUGCACAAGAACUGGACCUCCCCGUUCACUUCAUACCACCCGAUAAGGCAACAUUCAAAACCUGGCAGCUACCGCCACCCUUUUCGCUCGCCUCGACAUCAAACCCUCCAUCAUCACAUGUCCUUAUCACAGCGUCCUUCGGGCGCAUCCUCCCGGCCUCUAUGCUCAAGCUCUUCUUGCCCUCCAGGCGCCUGAACGUCCACCCCUCACUGCUCCCCGCGUACCGCGGCGCCGCGCCCAUCCAGCACACACUGCUAGGCGGGCAAAAGGAAACGGGCGUCUGCGUCAUCGAGAUGAUGGAGCGCAAGAAGGGCGUUGACGCGGGAGCCAUCUGGGCUCAGAGUCGUAUGGACGUCCCGGAUGGGGCGACUUUCGAGACAAUGAGGGACAUACUUUCACGCGAAGGCGGUCGACUGCUCGUAUCGGUCCUGCGUGACACGUUGGCAGGGAAGGCGACGUCAACGCCGCAACUCUCCGACCCGUCGGCUUCGCGUGCACCGGCUAUCACAGCGGAAGACUCCGCAAUCGACUUCACCACCAUGUCUGCUGAGCAUAUCGUCAGACGGUACCGAGCGAUCUCACAUCAGAAACCGCUCAUCGCACAGCUCAAAAUAAAGAAGAACCUCCAGCUGCAUUCGCCUUCCAUUUGCGCUGAGGUCUCAGGUGAAAUCAAAGCUUCGCUUAUGUCACCAGGACUAGCGACCUAUGAUCCUCGCACCCAGUCUCUCAUCAUCCGCUGUGCUGACGAUAGCUUCCUGGCCGUUCCACAAGUCAAGCAGCAGGAUCGUUCUCUCUUGAAGGCGAAGGAGUGGUGGAAUGGCGUGCGACCCGAGAUGAGGGUCAGUGGUGAAGGUGAAGGUCCCGUAGAGUUCGUCAGGUGGGAUGUUAGCUAGCGUAAUCGAAGCAGAAACUUAAGUCAUUCGCUGAACGGCAAAUAUCUUUAUGUCGCUUGGAGGAAAUCUAAUAGCAAUUCGUGCUCAG
Molecule: messenger RNA, 1266 nt
Organism: Laetiporus sulphureus 93-53
Lineage: Eukaryota; Fungi; Basidiomycota; Agaricomycetes; Polyporales; Laetiporaceae
Product: Formyltransferase
Exons: 7
Coding region: 141-1178 (345 amino acids)
Biological process (GO): conversion of methionyl-tRNA to N-formyl-methionyl-tRNA; biosynthetic process
Cellular component (GO): mitochondrion
Molecular function (GO): methionyl-tRNA formyltransferase activity
Source: RefSeq, a predicted model, not a curated record